AGUUUUGUUUGUUUUUUGCAUUGUUUUGUAUGCAUGCAAUUUAGCAGCGAUUUUGCGUGUCUUGUAUAAUAUUCUUAUAUUUCUCACCGAUAUUAUUUAGUAUUUCAUUCGUAAUUUUUCCAGUGAAUAAUCUGAGAUAUGUUCAAUCCAGUCACGCGUACCAUUCCGUCUUACCUUAUAUCGCGUCUUGUAUCGGCUCGCUUUUUCAACGUUAAAAAUUCGACGAAUCUGGGAUUUCCUUGCGCCUACACCGAAGAAGAAACACGCAAGAUUUUAGACACCCUCAAUCAGGAUGAUUUCGAUCAGAUUUACAAAUACAACAUCUCUAAACCACGAGCGAAACGUAUUGAAGGAUGGCGCAAAAAGUUCGGGAGUUUUAUAUCCCUUGAUCAAGUUCUUGAGCUGGAUGGGUUUGGUAUAACCGUAUUGCGGAAAUUUUACGACUCCAUAGUGGACAAUCCAAAAAAUGUCCAGCACACCGUAUCAAAAUCUAUUCAGCGGGAUAUCAAAUUCACCACACCUGUUUUUCCGAUCAACUUGAUUCCUAAAAUACAAUCAUGUGUAUCUCUAUACGUCGGGUUAGAUUAUGUGACUUGGGCUAAAAUCCGCCUUGUUAAGAACCAGCCAUCGGAACUGACCUUUUGGAAUAGUUACAAAAUACCCGACCGGAAAUUACAUGUCAAUGAACUAAUUCGAAACGUGAAUCAAAUGAGUCAGCUCAUCCCUGAGGGCGAUGUCUACGUAAUUGAAAAUCCAGCCGUCGCGCAAGCAUCGGCAAUGGGUAACGCUGUACAAACCAAUAUAAAUGUGCAGAAAUCCCAGCUCAUUGCCAUGAUCAUGCUUUCGUUGUCUAAUCGAUGUACGGAAGAUGUUGAACUUUCCGCUAAUAAUGUACUUUUCUUCAAACAGUACGUCUCUGCCCGGUUAUUCGGAAUAUUUGUUGGAAACGAGAGGGUUUCCGCUGAUACUGUGGUUCGUUCGCUGAUGGAGCGCCAGGUGGGCCCGAACGAAGAAAUCGUUACGAAAGUUCAGUCCCGUUUGGCUAUUCCUUCUGGAAUGAAAGUGGUGUACGAAGAAACGGAUAGUGCCGAGAAGGAAUUUCUCGGUCAGUCUGCGUUGCUGGGCAUUUCAUUUUUGAGAUUGUGCGUUCUCAAGUGUGAAGACAGCUUAAAAAUGUUUCAGCGAUAGUCAAGUUGUUAGGAAAUCAAAAAUGUUGAGUUUGGAACGUAAAAUGUACAGCUAGUCGAUUAAAAUGGAAAGGGCUUUUCCCCUGCAAUAAAGAUGAAGAUAACGCGCCUAUCUUGUAUGGGAAACUCUUUCGAACAAUUUCAAUUUAUUUGAGAAAGUCCUUUAGAUUUUUCUCUUGCCGUAAAAACAUUUAUAACCGGAUAUUUUAUAGGGUAAUGCAUUAAUUUUUCCCGAGAUUUUCAUCCCUUUUGAAUGCAUUAGUUUUAAGCUUAUACUUGAUUAAUGAGAAAUUUUUCAGAAAUUUAUAAAUUCAAUGAGACAUAUAUAUAAUAUAAAGGAAAACGGAUACUAAAUUCAAAACAAAA
Uranotaenia lowii is the source of this 1553-nucleotide messenger RNA. RefSeq lists its product as uncharacterized. Bases 139 to 1188 code for a protein of 349 amino acids. The record is from RefSeq and is a predicted model, not a curated record. Gene Ontology annotation, biological process: transcription elongation by mitochondrial RNA polymerase; mitochondrial transcription. Gene Ontology annotation, molecular function: DNA polymerase processivity factor activity. Gene Ontology annotation, cellular component: mitochondrial nucleoid. NCBI's taxonomy places the organism in Eukaryota, Metazoa, Arthropoda, Insecta, Diptera, Culicidae. The transcript has 2 exons.